GUUUUUAAGUUCCCCACUGUACGGACACAAGUCUCUCUUCGUCAAGUCUUUCAAAUUCCCCAAUCCCACCGAGGACAGAGAGACCGAACAGAAACGCUGAAGCCCAAGAUGGGCUUUGUGCUUCUUGAAUUUGCGCUUCAAUGCUUUACUCUACUUGCAUGGCCUCUCCUUGCUUGGGUGUAUCCUCUAUGUUGUUCCGUUAGGGCGAUUGAGAACAAUUCCAUUUCAGAUUCUCAGAUGUUAAAUACUUAUUGGCUUGUCCUCUCAUUGAUUUUGCUCUUUGAACAUGCUUUAUUAAAGCUCCUUGAAUGGCUCCUGCUGUGGCAAUACAUUAGGAUAAUGAUUGUCUACUGGUUGGUGAUACCUCAUUUUGAUGGUGCUGUUUAUGUCUAUAAACACCUCAUCUGUCCAUGCCUCACAAUGGACCCCCAAAUUGUUAUCAACUGGUUCAACAAGCGGAGGAAUGAACCGUCGUGUAUCAGAGAAAGCUUUCUUGCUGAGCUCGAGAGAUAUGUACAGGAGAAUGGACCUGAAGCUCUGGAAAGAAUUGUUGCUUGCAAGGUUAUCCAGACAAAGCAUAAUCUGACUGGGACUGGAAACAGCAAAUUUGCCGCUAUGGAGAUUAAAGAAAAAGCCAUUGAGGUUGUAGCAGAUAGAAAUAUUAUGAAGACUCCACCUUUGAAUGAAGUCCAUAAGGGAUGGACUUUUAAUUCCCAUCUAGACAGUAAAAUCCUCAAGAAUGCAAUUGAGGCACCGAAAGCAAGGAACCAGGCUGAGCCUAGGCUCACUCAAAUUGGAAACGGUACACUUGCAGUGGUGGAGGCUAGUGUAAACCCUGUUGAGAUUGCAACAGGUAGAGAGAUUAUUGAGUCUUCCCAAAAUGUCCCGAAAGAGUGGACUCGUGCCCUUGAGGUAACAAUUCCAAGUGAAAGAACUUUGAAUUCCAACCUAAUAAGGAUACACAAGGCAUCACAUGAGGCACUGAAUGCAAAGAGGCAGGCAUAUGUCCCCAAAAUGGCCCUAGCUAAAUCUGAUAAGCAUGAGGAGCCAGGAAAAAGUAUACCGAGCAUUGCAUCAAAACCCAAGGUUAUUAUCAAUAGAGAGGUGCAAGCAGAGGAGCCAGAAAACAGUAUACCGAGCAGUGGAUCAAAAGCCAAGUGGAUAAUCAAUCGAAAGGUUCAAGUUGAGGAGCCAGAAAACAGUACACCCAGCAGUGGAGUAAAACCCAAGGUUAUUAUCAAUCGAAAGGUGCAAGCAGGGGAGCCAGAACAAAGUAUACCGAGCAGUGGAUCAAAACCCAAGAUUAUUAUCAAUCGAACGGUGCAAACAGAGGAGCCAGAAAACAGUAUACAGAGCAGUGGAUUAAAACCCAAGGUUAUUAUAAUUCAAAAGGUUCAAGCUGAGGAGCCAGAAAACAGUAUACCCAGUAGUGGAGUAAAACCCAAGGUUAUUAUCAAUCGAAAGGUGCAAGCAGGGGAGCCAGAACAAAGUAUACCGAGCAAUGGAUCAAAACCCAAGAUUAUUAUCAAUCGAAACGUGCAAGCAGAGGAGCCAGAAAACAGUAUACAGAGCAGUGGAUUAAAACCCAAGGCUAUUAUAAUUCGAAAGGCACAGGCAGAGGAGCCAGAAAACAGUAUACUGAGCAGUGGAUCAAGGCCCAGGUGGAUUAUCAAAAGAAAGGUGCAUGCAGAUGAGCCAGAAAGCAGUAUACCAAGCAGUGGAUCAAAAUCCAAGUGGAUUAUCGGUCGAAAGGUGCAUGCAGAUGAGCCAGGAAACACUGUACCAGGCAGUAGAUCAAAACCAAGGUGAUUAUCAAUCGAAAGGUGCAAGCAGCUGAGGAGCCAUCAGGGGGUAUAUCCAGCAAUGAACUGAAAAGGAAACUUAUAGUAACUCUCAAGGGAAAGGUGCAAGGCCAGCAACAGAACCCAAAUGAAGCUUCAAGGAUGAAGGAUCAUCGUGUGUUGUGCAAAAUUUGUAAUGUGCACUUCCCUGGUGAGAUUGACUUGGCAUCUCAUCUCAGUGGAAGGAAGCAUGAGGAAAAUGUGCUAGAACAACACAAGGCAAGUAGUGGUCUAAGGAUGAAUGGUCCCCCUCUGUGGUGCAAGAUUUGUGAUGUAGGCUGCUGUACUGAGUUUGACAUGGUAUCGCAUCGUAAUGGAAUGAGGCACUUGCAUCGUUUAUUGACCGGAAUGUAGGGGUUGUGUACAGAUAAUGUUGAUUGCUUGCAUUCGUGCUCAUGUAUUUUGUAAUUGUUUUCUCAUUUGUAGGAAACUUAGAGAUGACCCUGCAUGCAUUUAGAGGUGGUUGGAUUUUACUACUGUGUUGUCUAGCAGUGAAAAUUCGAAUUAACUAGUUGUGAACGUGUGGCCCCAAGUUGUGAGUGCUGAACA
Messenger RNA from Prunus persica (peach), 2390 nucleotides. RefSeq lists its product as uncharacterized. The coding region runs from base 109 to 1809 and encodes 566 amino acids. The transcript is spliced from 5 exons. The record is from RefSeq and is a predicted model, not a curated record. NCBI's taxonomy places the organism in Eukaryota, Viridiplantae, Streptophyta, Magnoliopsida, Rosales, Rosaceae.